AAAGGAAAAACGAAUUGCACGCUGUCGCACACGAUCUGCAGACAAGAGAGAACUGCCGGGCACACGAUCUUAACACAAACGAAGAUUCAGACGACGUAAGAGUUGAUCGGUACUCACCCCUCACUCAAUUUACGGUUCAUACAGAAAGAGGAGAUGAACAAAAUCAAACGGGAGGAGAUUUAUCAAGUCGGCUGACAAGUUUGCAGAUUCACUUGAGCGACGACGAUACUGGCAUUGAUGCAAGAAGUGGCGCACUUCUUCAGACCAAAGCCAGGAGUGAUUAACACCGCGUUCAGUUUUAAUGAAAAUUUGAUUUUAAGGAGUGAUCAGCCAUUGAGUGCAGAUAGAUCGAAUUGUAGGUUUGCUUCAAGAGGCUUGGUUCUAUUCAGCGAUUCGUUUGUUCAUGUGUUUUGCAAGAUUGUGAUUGAAAGAGCAGGUAUAGCACUGCACCUAGCAAGCAAAUGUUCAUGCCUAAAUUCAGGUCUGAAAUGCAAUUUUAUGGGUUCAAACCAGGUAAGUUUAUUGGUUUUUUGUUUAAUUGUGCUUAAGAUGUAGUUCUCUGUACAUCUUUCAUAUUGAGGGCCAUAAUGAGUAUGGGUAUAUUAAGAUGACCAAGUAUAAACUAUGGCAGCUGUGAGGGCCUCUGACAAAGAUGCACUAAUUAAUAUUAGCAGACACCAAUACGAAAGGACUGAAACAAUAGUCGAAUAUAACUAAUAUCACGAAGACAAGUUUGCAGGUUCAAUAUUAAGAUAUAAGCAGUAAAUUGUUUAUGCCAAAUUAGGAACUAAAAUAUAAGCAGUAAACAAGAGUGUCAUAUACUACAUCUUUUCCACUUGCUUUGAAUCAUGCUUUCAUAUAUGACUGUCAUAUAUGUGUGGGUGGGUUUUGUACUUCAUGCUUUAGUUAAACAAAAGUGAGAUAGUGUCUGACAUAUGUAUGGAUUCUAUGUCAUUCAUCUUGAACUCUUUUUUUUUU
Rosa rugosa (rugosa rose) is the source of this 978-nucleotide messenger RNA. RefSeq lists its product as uncharacterized. The transcript is spliced from 6 exons. Bases 238 to 555 code for a protein of 105 amino acids. Lineage: Eukaryota; Viridiplantae; Streptophyta; Magnoliopsida; Rosales; Rosaceae. The record is from RefSeq and is a predicted model, not a curated record.